AUGACCAAUUGCCGGAGUUAUUUCCCUGCAGUUUUCCUGCAUGGUUUCUUCUACGCCCUUGGGGGCAGCUCCAAUGAGGUCUAUUGCCUGGAUUCUGUGGAGUGCUAUGAACCUCAGAGCAACACAUGGAGGCCUUGCGCACCCUUGCCUACCCCAGUCUGUGGCCAUGCAGCUUGUGUCCUGGACGGAGGGAUCUAUAUUACGGGAGGCAGCGACGGCUCGUGCCGCUGUCAAUCCUCCAUGAUUCGGUAUCGUCCGGAUGGCCCACCUCUCCUCCUGGCCUCCAUGCAGGAAGAGCGUGCCGGGCACAUCAUGGAGGUGCUGGAGGGGCGGAUCUACGUGGCCGGAGGUCUGCGAUGGCGGGAUGGGCAUGGGGGCUAUGCUGACCAACUGGCCUGCGAGGUGUACAGUCCUGAUCAGGACGCGUGGGUCACCUUGUGUCCUCUUCCCCAACCUCAUGUCAUCGCUGCCUCUGCCGUCCUGAACGGAGAGCUGUAUGUCCUAGGAGGGUACAGCCACAACACCUAUCGAGAUACGCAUCUCAUUCACUGUUACAACCCUUCUCACGACCGUUGGGUCAACCUGGGCACGAUGCCCCAGGCUUACGCGGAUCUAAAGGCCUGCAUCUUAGAAGUGCCCUCCUCUUACAGACAAGGUGAACCAUCAAUCCCAGAUGCCUCCGAUUCAGAGGUCCCUCCUGAUGCUUCUUCGCUGGAUGUGCCCUACCAAAAUUCUGGAUCCAGCUGUUGA
Messenger RNA from Thamnophis sirtalis, 750 nucleotides. NCBI's taxonomy places the organism in Eukaryota, Metazoa, Chordata, Lepidosauria, Squamata, Natricidae. The record is from RefSeq and is a predicted model, not a curated record.